AAUUUUUAGUUCUAUGGAAAAUAACCAUUUUUAGAUAAAAAUUCUUAACUACACAUUAUAUAUAGGUUAUAAUUUGUAAUUGAAAUACGUCUCGGUCAAAUGUGAAUAUUAUUUAAAAAUUAUCGUGAAUAUGAAUAUAAUAUUAGCUGGAUUAGGACUGGCAGCUGUAGGAUUUGCUGGUAAAUACGCAUUAAGGCAAAUACCAAAUGCCGCUAAAACUUUUAACGAAGCAAUGAAGAAUCUCCCGAAAUUUGAUUCGACUACAGUGGCAAAUUCUAAAUAUUAUAAAGGAGGGUUCGAUCAAAAAAUGAAUAGGAGAGAAGCAGCAUUGAUAUUAGGAAUUUCACCGAGUGCGAAUAAGGCAAAAAUUAAAGAAGCCUUUAAAAGAGUGAUGGCUGUUAAUCAUCCGGAUAGAGGUGGAUCUCCAUAUAUUGCGUCGAAAAUAAACGAGGCGAAGGAUUUUUUAGAAAAACAUUCUAGGAAUUGAAAUAGUUUAAUGAAUUGUACAUAUAUAUAUAAAAAAAAGUCUUAACAAUAAAUUACGUGAUAUAGACUAGAGUAGUGUGCGUGAAAUAUUUGAAAAAAUUCAAUUCUUUAUUUGUUUAAUCCUAUAUUUUGUUCUUAAUCUAGAAAUAGUAGAAUUCGAUAAAUUUCCAGAAAGUUUAAAUACUUCCUAAAACAAAACAUAAAACUAUAUAAAUCGAUCUGUUCCAUGCGUAGAACUGUCAAAUGUCAAAAACAAAGAUGCGUUGGUGAAGUUAUGUACUACAAAGUCGAAAAGAAUGAAACUAUGACUUCAUACAGCAAAAUAUUUCCAAUUUUAAUUAUAUUGACACAACAUAGAAGAUUAUAUUGACAUUUAGUAGUAGUUCCUUUCGGUUUAUGUGAAAAUUGUUCUAUGCGCAGAACUGUCACUGUCAAAUGUCAAAAACGAAGGUGCUUUUGUAAGGUUAUAGGCUACUAAGUCUAUGAAAAAGUGAAAUUAUGACGUCAUACACUCCGAUCGAGAUUAGAAUUGUCUGUAAGAAAACUUUUCAGGUUAUGAGAAUAUAAAAAAUUAUCAGCUUGU
Molecule: messenger RNA, 1069 nt
Organism: Diorhabda carinulata
Lineage: Eukaryota; Metazoa; Arthropoda; Insecta; Coleoptera; Chrysomelidae
Product: mitochondrial import inner membrane translocase subunit TIM14
Exons: 3
Coding region: 131-487 (118 amino acids)
Biological process (GO): protein import into mitochondrial matrix
Cellular component (GO): PAM complex, Tim23 associated import motor
Molecular function (GO): ATPase activator activity
Source: RefSeq, a predicted model, not a curated record